AUGGAAGGCUACAUGAUUCGCGUACCGAUGGAAGCUUGCUUCCCAGACACAUGUUCUGCCUGGGAACAAAAGUCCAAGACUCACCAACCUGUUCAUUCGCGUGUGCUCUACUAUGUGCUCGAAGAAGGCUAUUUGCGCGGCUACGCGACACCAAAUGAUAUCAAUGAACCGGUUGAAUCGUUCCGGUUGACCAGCAAUCGCAUCAAAGUCAACACCAUGUGCUCACUCAACAUUUUCGAGAUAAAAGCAAGAGUAGGGAGAUUGCGCCUACCACAACAAUGUGCCGUAAACACAUUGAGCUCAGACACCAGCGAAGACGAAGACGACAGUGAGAUCGAGCAAGCCGAUUCGGCUGCGUUGUAUAUGCCCCCCACGACCACAUCAUCGUCUCCAAACGUGAUUAACGAAAACUACCAUGUCGUAUUCUUCGCCGCAAACACAGAUCUGGUCAAGAAAUGGUCCGUAAAGCUGCUGAACUGGACUCGUUCCGUAUUUGGGUCUCUCGCUGGCCACGACGAAGCAGAGCUCAGGAUGGCAAAAGCAAAAAUACUUCAUGCUCUGCACGCGAUGAACGCUGCAAACCAGUUCCUGCGACCAGUCGAAAUACCAACAACACCUCACGCCGCAAUGGAUUUCCCAGCAAUUACGUCGGAACAAGUUAGCAUCGCUGAUGCGUCUAUCAACCUGCCAGCGCUUGCCAAUGAUUCGAGUAAGCGUACACUGAACGAAACAACCAAUACAAUCCAGGUCAUCGACUUGGCAGACGUUGUAAAGCUCUCCGACAUGUUGACACAGACACAACCGCCAAAUCCGUGGUGGAUAGCCUCGUUUGGAAGACACAGGAAGAUUUCGUCGUAUUCUCAGAGGUGUUAA
This is a messenger RNA of Peronospora farinosa, 873 nucleotides long. The record is from the annotation of a GenBank genome assembly. NCBI's taxonomy places the organism in Eukaryota, Oomycota, Peronosporomycetes, Peronosporales, Peronosporaceae.